Molecule: messenger RNA, 4312 nt
Organism: Eublepharis macularius
Lineage: Eukaryota; Metazoa; Chordata; Lepidosauria; Squamata; Eublepharidae
Gene: XIAP
Product: X-linked inhibitor of apoptosis
Exons: 7
Coding region: 115-1587 (490 amino acids)
Biological process (GO): regulation of cell cycle
Cellular component (GO): nucleus; spindle microtubule; cytoplasm
Source: RefSeq, a predicted model, not a curated record
GGAAGCGCCAUUUUCUCGCUUCUCCGAGUCAAGUUGGCUAGACAGAGGAGACAGCCGGGCUUCCUGGAAGGAGGGCAGCGUGGGGACUCGCAAGAACCUGACUGUGAAGGAGGGAUGACGUGUAAUGGACCAAACAGCUUUGAAGCUUGUGCCACGCAUGAUAACGACUCUGACCAAGAGCUGGCAAAUGAAUGCUCCAGACUGCAAACAUUUUCCACUUUCCCAAGUCAUUGCCCUGUUUCUGCUUUAACUCUUGCCCGAGCUGGCUUCUUCUACACUGGCGAAGGGGAUAAAGUCAAGUGCUUCCGUUGUCGUGCAACCGUAGAAGGUUGGCAGCAUGGUGACUCGGCAGCUGGAAGGCACAAAACUGUUUCACCUAACUGUGCCUUUAUUAAUAGCGUCAGCGUUUGGAGGAAUGGUGUGCCUUCUGUUCUUCCAAACUCUCAGCAAAGGACUGAAGACAGGCUUGCCAACACUAAUUGGCAGCAGUCGUCUGAACCCUCCUCUGAUCUCUAUGCAGAUUAUCUGUUGAGAAGUGGGCAAGUGGUGGAUCUUUCGGACAGCCUGUACCCCAGGACUCCUGCCAUGUGUAGUGAAGAAACCAGGCUGCGGUCUUUCCAUAACUGGCCUACUUAUGCUCUCGUAACGCCAGCAGACUUAGCCAAUGCGGGAUUAUUUUAUACUGGCGUUGCCGAUCAAGUCGAGUGCUUCUGUUGCGGAGGCAAACUGAAGAGCUGGGAACCGAAUGAUCAGGCUUGGUCAGAACAUAGACGUCACUUCCCAAGGUGUCUUUUUGUCCUUGGUCAUGAUGUUGGGAAUGUUGAAAGUGUUCUGAGUCAAUCUGGCCACGCGGAACUGGAUAGAAGUGAAAUACCUAAUGUCAGCCUUCCCAAAAACCCUUCUAUGGCAGGUUACGAAACACGACUCAAGUCCUUUUUGACAUGGAGGUAUUUGGUUAGCAAAGAGCAGCUUGCUCAAGCAGGGUUUUAUAGCCUAGGUGAUGCUGAUAAUGUCCUUUGCUUUCAUUGUGGCGGUGGGCUGCGACAGUGGAGGGCAGAUGACGAUCCUUGGGAACAACAUGCCCAGUGGUUUCCUGGAUGUAACUACCUGCUUGAACAAAAGGGACAAGACUACGUCAACAACGUUCAGUUAACUCAUUCGCUUCAUGGUUCUACAAUAAACGAAACUGAGAAUACGUCACAUAUUGGAGAUGAGGAACUUUUACGGAACAAUUUGGUCCAAGAUGUGAUGCGGAUGGGUUUCAGCCUGGAUGAAAUUAGGAAAGCUGUGGAAAGGAAGCGGCACCUGUCCAUUGAGGCUCUGGUUGCGGAUUUAAUAAAUGCACAGCGUGAAAAUAUAUGCAGUCUACCCUGUGAGAACACCCUACAGAAAAGCCUCAGUACUGAAGAACAGUUAAGACGCUUGCAGGAAGAGAAGCUGUGCAAAGUAUGCAUGGAUAAAACCAUCACUGUGGUCCUUAUUCCUUGCGGGCACCUUGUCGCUUGUCAGGACUGUGCGGAAGCUGUUGAAAAAUGCCCUUUGUGUUGCACAGUUAUCACAACAAGGCAGAAGAUCUACAUGUCCUGAUCGUGCCACCCUGGUGCAAAUAUGAACGUCGGUCGCAAUCAGCGGAAUAUUGUUAGCUGACUGCCGGAGUUGUGCUAACACACCGAACUGGAUUUCAAGAGGGUGUUUAUUUUGGAGUAACAAAUUAUUUGGUUUUCAUGGAAAAUGUUGAACAAUGGUCCGAAUCCAAUGGCUUCUAAAUUGUGGGUUCUUCAUUCUAGUCCUAUAGGCUUGUUGCUGCUGAUGUCAUCCACACUGGCAUGAGCUUGUAAGAGGGCAUCAGAAACCUCUCCUAGCAUAAGUUCUGGGAGGCUGACUCACACUUUCCGUAGAACAGUGAACUAGUUGCCUGCACCAAUCAGCAUCUCUUCCCUCUCCCCCCCCCCCCCACGCCUUGUGGCAUGCCUCAGGUAAAGGUAUUCAGAGGCCUAAUUCCUAAAAAAGUGGUACAUCUUUGUUUAGGCUAGACCUGUUAGAUUGCAGGUUUGAAUUUGGAUGAUAGUAUGCUCUUCUUUUUUUAAAUGUAUAUCAAGGGCCCCCCCUCUCUAUUUUUUUUUAUUCCUCCCUAUGAAACCCCUCGUGCCAUCCAAACCAGUACAUUUUAGAGAGUUUUACCGCCCUGAUGAACUCCAGGCCAGAGGUGUUCUGGUCAGAAUCUUGUCAUUGCAAUUUGGGGUGUUCGUGCUUGGCUCUGUCUCGCUUACAUGCCUUUUCCACUCUGUGUUGUGGCUCUGGAAUCAGGUUCCCCUUCUCUCUACUUUUAUUAUCAUGGAAACAGAAAGCCAGUAACUUCUCCCAUCCCUACGUUGUUGUGGUGUACAUACAUAGAUAAUAUUGAUGCUAAUAUAUAUUAAAGAGGGAUGCGCAAAGGACUGACAGAAGCAGAUGCUUCUUGCUUUCCUCCAACAAGAAGGCAGUGUUGAAGAUGCAUAGUUGCAACCUCCAUAGUUGAAGAAGCCUUGCAACCAGCUAUUGCGGAGGGAAUUUCACAAGAGACUUUGAAGGACAGAAGAGGCAAGAGGAUGAUCGCCCCCGUUCAUAUUACAUGGAUUUUUCAUCCACGUGAGCCCCCAGUCCUCCACUGCUGGAGGGAAGGGGAGGGCGGGCAAGAUCCGCCUGUACCUUCCACUGACACUUGCAUAGGAUCCAGCCCACUAAAAUACAGCAGUGUUAACAUGUAUUGCACUCGGUAUUUGUGAGCUUUAGCUAUUUAUGACUGUAAAAUGUGGAAAACUGAAUGAUUAAGGGAUUCCCACACAUAGUACCAAGGCUGGAGGGGGUCCCCUCCCACUACUUAGCGUAAGCAUGGGGUACAUUAGAAUUUGAGAGUCUAAAUGCACUGCAUACUCACUUGUUCAGUUGUAGAGUAAAUUUUGAAGGAUAAACUGACAAAAAAAUAAGAGGCCCAGGCACUUGUCAAAGAAUCCCGAAUAGGUUCCAGGAUGGUGAGUUUCCUUUUUUAAUUUUAAUUACAGCUCAGUGACCCUUUAGACUCCUGUUGGUCACAGGGGACUUGCUGCUAAUACAUCAAUAUGAAGUCUUUUUGUUGAUGUCAGAGUAAGCAGAAGAUUCUUGCUAUGAAUUAAAUCAAUUUUAGAAAUUUGUGUGCUUUGCAGAUAAAAUUAUCCCCCAGUGUUGGGAGUUUGGAGCUACUGUUAAUCUCAGCCCCCUGCCCCCCCCCCCAGUUCCGUUGCUGGAUUAGUCAGUAGUGUUUUGCUCCUUAACUUUAUAAAUCAAUUUGUAACAGUCUGAUGUGCUAUAAUGAAUGCCAUCAUCCUGCUGCUGAGUGAAAAUCCAUCAAACACUAACGGAAGACCUUGUAUGUAUUCCAUGUUGCACACACAUGCACUUGUGUUGCACGUGAGCCCUUCUGCAUGUGAGCCCUUCUGUACAGCUGCUGCACUGGCCUCGAGUGCUUGAAAUCCCCAUAGACUUGAAUAGCACUAGCACGGGUAACAAGGGUGUGAGACUGUAACCUCGGGUCCUCCUGAUUCACAAUGCUGCCAGAGGCGGCUGAUGCAGCUCCUCUUGUUGCCAGGAGAAACACAGCGGUGUUAAGUGGACUCCACCCCCUCUGCAGGUCUGACAACUGUGCGGAGAUCAAGGAAGCCAUCCGCAGCACUCCAAGGUGGUGCUCUCCACAGCAGCUAUGUGGAUAAAGAAUGUGGUCGCUGGCUAGUUUGAAAUCAAAAAUCCCUAGCCGCAAAAUGCUGUGUAACUUUGUGUUUGGUGUUUUGCUUCUGGUAUACUUAUUUAAAAGUCACAAGUAUCAGUGCUGAGCUCAGCCUUCCCAGCUCUCGUGCUGCUCAUCUUCCGUCAUAUUUUUAAUGAGACUUAUGCAAGAAUGUCGCCCGUCAGAAUGAAUGAAGGCUGCUGCAGUGGGACAUGGCCGCUUGUGCUGUUCGCUGGCAAUCUGUCUGUCUCUCUCCUGUUGGUUCAUCUUUGUAACUUUAGUUCUCAAUCAUUCCCACAGAACGCAGAUUCCACCCCCCUCCAAAGAUCUUUCCAAAAUAUGGUGUUUCUUUGCAUUGCAUUAGGCCACUUGGGUUUUUUUAAAACAUUCUUGAACUAUGCAAAUCUUCUAAUCUGUAAACACAGGGACAAUCUUAGACCAUGUAUGAAUAAGAGAUUUGAAAAUGAUACUAUAUAUUUACUAUAUAUUGACCCAUGGCAGAAGAAAAGCCCAUGCUGGAACAAAGAUUUAGAAAUUCUAAUGUACUGAAGGAUGAUUUAUUUUUAAAAAAAA